Molecule: messenger RNA, 2199 nt
Organism: Arachis ipaensis
Lineage: Eukaryota; Viridiplantae; Streptophyta; Magnoliopsida; Fabales; Fabaceae
Source: RefSeq, a predicted model, not a curated record
AUGGUAGCCAAGAUCACCAAAGAUCGAUCACACUGCGACGACCUCAAGAAAAUUUUCGAACAGAUCCGAUCAUACAAUAUGAGACUCAACCCGGAAAAAUGCGCCUUUGGAGUUCAAGGAGGCAAAUUCCUUGGAUUUAUGUUAACCUCACGAGGUAUUGAAGCAAACCCUGAAAAAUGUGAAGCAAUACUCAACAUGGCAAGCCCUAAAACGAUAAAAGAGGUACAACAAUUAGCAGGAAGGGUAGCUGCACUCUCUCGAUUCUUGCCAGUAGUAUCAAGUCGGUCACACCUAUUUUUCCAGACGAUCUUAAAGAAUAAAAAAUUUCAAUGGACCCCAGAGUGCGAGAACGCGUUUGCCGAGCUUAAAACCAUCUUAUCAUCACCACCCGUGCUGCAAAGACCUGAAGUUGGUAAACCUCUAUAUUUAUAUUUGUCUAUUUCCAAUCACUCUAUAAGCUCGGCUCUUGUCAUUGAGGCAGGAAAGACACAACAGCCAGUAUACUUCGUCAGCAGAGUCAUGCAACCAACAGAACAAAGGUACCCGAGGAUAGAGCAGCUAGCCCUGGCACUUAUGGUCACGGCAAGAAGACUAAGACACUAUUUCCAAAGCCACACAAUAGUAGUAAGGACAAACCACCCAUUAAGGCAAAUAUUGACAAAACCAGAACUGGCCGGACGCCUGACCAAGUGGUCAAUUGAGCUCUCAGAGUUCGACAUUCAGUUUCAGCCCAGAUCGGCCCUCAAAGCACAAGUUCUUGCCGACUUCAUCACAGAACUGACUCCUGACGAGCACAAUAAAACUUGGGAAUUACAUGUGGACGGAGCAUCAAGCCGAGAAGGAAGCGGUGCCGGUAUAAUCCUGAAAGAAGGAAACGAGGUGGUAGCAGAACAAGCUCUCCAUUUUCACUUCUCGGCGAACAACAACCAGGCCGAGUAUGAAGCCCUCAUAGCAGGACUCAAGCUCGCCCUAAGCCACCAAGUACAAAGCCUAACAGCACACUGCGACUCCCUCUUGGUGGUCCAACAAAUCCGAGGAGAAUUUCAGGUAAAAGAUCCUUUGCUAGAACAAUACUGGCUCAUAGCAAAGGAUCUAAUUUCAAAUUUUAGUUCUUUUACUAUAUUACAUGUGCAUAGAGAACAAAAUGUCAGAGCAGACAUACUAUCCAAGCUCGCUGCCACCAGGGCAGAUACACAAACAUCAACAUUAUCACAACAUACACUCACAAAACCCAGCAUUGAACUGUUAUAUAUAGAAAACAUUAACCACCUCCAUGACUGGAGAAAACAUUUUCUUGAGUACAUACGCACAUGUAUCAUACCCAGGGACGAGCCCAACCCCCAACAGUUCAGACGUAAAGCAAGCUUCUACACAAAGAUAGCAGGAGAGCUAUACAGACGCGGUUUCUCACAGCCACUGCUAAAAUGUUUAAACAAAGAUGAAGCCAGAGAGGUGAUGGAUGAAGUUCACGAAGGUGUAUGUGGAAACCACAUAAGAAGACGAGCUCUCGCUGCAAAAAUAGUCCGAACAGGCUACUACUGGCCGACCAUGAAGAGAGAUUGCAUAGCAAAAGUCAAAGCAUGUGACAAAUGCCAAAAGCAUGAAGCCAUCUCCACGACGACGGCCGAGGUAUUGCACAGCAUGGAGGCCAAAGCUGCUAACCGAGUUGUGUUGCAGGCAAUAAAGAGAAAGCUCGACAAUGCGAAGGGAGAAUGGGCCGAGCUAAUACCAGAAGUAUUGUGGAGUUUCAAUACCACGAUACAUAACACUACGGGCGAAACACCCUUCAAGUUAGUUUAUGGCUCAGAAGCGCUAAUCCCUGUGGAGGUCGGGAUACCGACGUUAAGAGUCGAGCUAUACAACGAGCAACAAAACAUAAAUGUUAGAAAUGCCGAACUUGACCUAGCCGAAGAAGACAGGGAAAUUGCCGCCAUCAAACAAAGAGCCCAGAAAAAACUGGCAGAAAGAAAGCACAAUAAAAGAGUAGUACCGAGGACAUUCGUGGAAAGCGACUUAGUGCUCAAACGAACAGAAGAGGCCAGACGACCUCCAGCACAUGGCAAGCUCGCCGCAAACUGGGAAUGCCCCUUCCGAGUAGUAAAAGUGCUCGGCAUGGGGGCAUAUCAACUUCAAACAUUACAAGGCAACACCAUACCAGAAAACUGGAACAUCUCUUCACUCAAAAUGUAUAGAUCAUAA